Carlito syrichta (Philippine tarsier) is the source of this 1557-nucleotide messenger RNA. RefSeq names its product zinc finger protein 70 (gene ZNF70). The record is from RefSeq and is a predicted model, not a curated record. Lineage: Eukaryota; Metazoa; Chordata; Mammalia; Primates; Tarsiidae. The transcript is spliced from 2 exons. Bases 22 to 1365 code for a protein of 447 amino acids.
GGGGGUGAUAGCAGAUUCACAAUGGAGGUUUCCCCGACAACCAAGUUUGGUAAGACCUUUGUGUUUGAGGACAGGCUAGAGACACAGCAAGAACUUUUCUCAGGGGAGGACCUGGGGGACCCCUUUCUUCAGGAGAGAGGUUUGGAGCAAAUGGCUGUGAUCUACAAAGAGAUCCCUCUUGGGGAGCAAGAUGAGGAACGGGAUGAUUAUGAGGGGAACUUCAGUCUCUGCUCAAGCCCCGUUCGGCAUCAGAGUAUCCCCCCAGGAACCAGAUCCCAGGAUGAUGAGAUAUUUAGCCAAGCCUUCCUCCAGAAAUCCGACCUCAGUGUGUGUCAGAUAAUCCACAGUGGAGAGGAGUCUAGUCUACGCGAUUGUGUGGAAGCAGACAGGGGGAUCUCAGGACUUAACACACCUCACAGGAUCCCACAACCAGCCAAGCCAUAUGCGUGUCACGAGUGCGGGAAGGCCUUCAGCCAGAGCUCCCACCUGCUCCGACACCUGGUAAUUCACACCGGGGAGAAGCCCUAUGAGUGCUGUGAGUGUGGGAAAGCCUUUAGCCAGAGUUCUCACCUGCUCAGGCACCAGAUCAUCCACACCGGUGAGAAGCCCUAUGAGUGCCAGGAGUGCGGGAAGGCCUUUCGCCAGAGCUCAGCCCUCACACAGCACCAGAAGAUCCACACUGGGAAGAGGCCCUAUGAGUGCAGGGAGUGUGGGAAAGACUUCAGUCGCAGUUCCAGCCUCAGAAAGCAUGAGAGGAUUCACACGGGGGAGAGACCUUAUCAGUGUAAGGAGUGUGGGAAAUCCUUCAACCAGAGCUCGGGCCUGAGCCAGCACCGGAAGAUCCACACCCUAAAGAAGCCUCAUGAGUGUGAGCUCUGUGGGAAAGCCUUUUGUCACAGGUCACACCUCAUCCGGCACCAGCGGAUCCACACCGGGAAGAAACCCUACAAGUGUGACGAGUGUGGGAAGGCCUUCAGUCAGAGUUCCAACCUCAUCGAGCAUCGCAAGACCCACACGGGUGAGAAGCCCUACAAGUGCCACAAGUGCAGCAAGGCCUUCAGCCAGAGCUCGUCACUGAUCGAGCACCAGCGCAUCCACACCGGGGAGAAGCCCUACGAGUGCUGCCAGUGUGGCAAGGCCUUUUGCCACAGCUCCGCGCUGAUCCAGCACCAGAGGAUUCACACUGGCAAGAAGCCCUAUGUCUGCGAGUGUGGCAAGGCCUUCCGGCACAGGUCAGCCCUCAUUGAGCACUAUAAGACCCACACCCGGGAGAAGCCCUAUGUGUGCAAUCUGUGUGGCAAAUCCUUCAGGGGCAGCUCGCAUCUGAUUCGGCACCAGAAAAUCCAUGCUGGGGAGAAGCUGUAGAAAGAGGAGCCCGCACUGGCUAGGAGACCUUUGCUAGCUGGAGCUUGUGUCCCCUGUGCUAGGUCUUUGAGAUCCCACUGCCUUCCAGAUAACAGUGCUGAAUGGAAGCCCUCGACGCGUUCUUCAGCUGCCACAGAAUCCAGAAGAACACACAUCAAGAGGGAGAGAGUUGAGUUAAACCCAGGAAAAUGU